This is a messenger RNA of Mastomys coucha (southern multimammate mouse), 679 nucleotides long. RefSeq names its product heat shock protein family B (small) member 9 (gene Hspb9). The coding region runs from base 32 to 544 and encodes 170 amino acids. The transcript has a single exon. NCBI's taxonomy places the organism in Eukaryota, Metazoa, Chordata, Mammalia, Rodentia, Muridae. The record is from RefSeq and is a predicted model, not a curated record. Gene Ontology annotation, cellular component: nucleus; cytoplasm.
UCGCGCCCCCAAGCAGCAGUUACACUCUCGGAUGCAGCGGGUAGGGAGCAGUUUCACCACCGGGCAGUGCGAACCCGGAGAAAACCGGGCGGCCUCCCGAUGUCCCAGCGUGGCCAUUGCUGAUCGAAAUCAAGUGGCCACACUACCAGUGAGGCUGCUCAAGGAUGAUCUGGCUGCGGCGCAGGGCAAUGGCUGUGAGCAACCAAGUUUCCAGAUGAAAUUGGAUGCCCAAGGUUUUGCUCCGGAGGACUUGGUGGUGCGAAUAGAUGGCCAGAACCUGACGGUGACUGGCCAGCGUCAACAUGAGUCGAAUGACCCGAGCAGGGGCCGCUACCGCUUGGAGCAGAGUGUUCACCGACAAAUGCAGCUCCCGUCGACCUUAGAUCCUGAAGCCAUGACCUGCAGCCUGACCCCCUCUGGCCAUCUGUGGUUCAGGGGACAAAACAAGUCCCUAACUACCGCUGAAGCACAAACAGGCCAGUGCCUGAAACUCAGGAGAGGCACUAAGGGCUCCUUAAAAAACGGAAGUGUGAAGAAACCUUAAAGUUCCUGAGGACGGAAGAGUUGGAAACAAGUAGCUACCUCCCGCUGAAGCCCAAACAGGCCAGGCCCUGAGACUCAGGAGAGGCCCUAGGCAGUCCAACCUACCCUAAUGCAUUAAACCGAGGUGUGCAACAGC